GAGUAUCUUAACCCAUUACAAAUCUUCAUCUUCUAACCCUAAAACAAACAUAUAUUCUCUUAUUAAGAUCAUCUGCUAAUAAUAAGAGAAUAUGAAUUUUAACGAUUUAUACCCUUUACAACAAAGCAAUGAGUCGAUAUGUCAGAUCUCAAAAUCUUGUGAACAACCCCAACAAAAAGAGCCAGAUAAUAAUCAACAUAUUGUCCCAGAAUUUCAACCUUUUAGCAUUGAUGAUUUUAACCCUAUCUUUAAUAUAGACCACCCUGCUAGCAACUCAUCAGCUCCAAAACAAGAUAAUCCAGCAAGUCAAAGAGCUGAUGAAAGUAAGAAGAAAAUGGUUGUAAGAAGAGAUGUUGAGAGGCUAAGAAGGCAAGAAAUGGCGAAUCUUCACGCGUCGCUUCGUUCACUUCUGCCUCUUGAAUAUAUCAAGGGAAAGAGAUCAGCAUCUGACCAUAUGAAUGAAGCAACUAAGUACAUAAAGAAUCUACAAAAAGUUAUUGUAGAAAUGAAAGAUAAGAGAGAUGAGCUAAACAGAUUGUCCAUCAACAAUAUUUCAAAACCUAUAUCUGUUAUUCCCAGAGGACUAAACAGCUUUUCACAUCCGGAUUUUGUGACGGUUAGGCCGUGUGUUUCAGGUUUGGAAGUUGUUAUUAGUAGUGAUGGGUUAUUGCUUCCGCUUUCAAGAGUGCUUCGAGUACUACUCGAAGAUGGACUACUUACAGUUGUUAGUUGUGUUUCGACUAGGGUAAAUGAAAAAUCACUACAUACUAUUCAGAUUGAGGUAAGCGAUCUUACACGAAUCAAUACAAUCGAACUUGAACAAAAGCUGAUUGACUUGGUUUAGUAUUCAAGAGUCCAAUGACGGGACUGCUUAAUGCAUAUGCUUAAGUACUCGAAGCCUUUAUAUUUGCACUGUAAACAUUUAAAUGACCUUAGAGUAUUAUAAGUGGUUUGUGUCAUCUUCUUGAGUUCAUCUAGCAAUCUAGCUCCUUAAUUGUCAUUUAUAUAAAGUUGAUUGAGUACUUAAGAUCUUAUAUACUUCUAGGUGGCAACAUAAACAUGUCUUUUUCUUUUAUAAGGUGAUCCUUCAAUUUGGUAGCUUCCUAUAAUGCCUGGGUUCGUCGAUUGUGCAAAUAUUAAUUAGUCUCGUCAUAUGAUCUGGUGUAUAUACUACAAAACAUAUUUUCUACACUGAAACAACAAGUGAAGUUGACUGAUUCGCUCGGCGAAUCGUCAUGGUCUUGUCUACGGUUUUAUUGAAGCUAUAAGUUGGUGACAGAAUGAUACAAAUUAUACAGUCAUCAUAAAGCCAUUUAAUGGUAUGCC
Papaver somniferum (opium poppy) is the source of this 1326-nucleotide messenger RNA. Its product is annotated as transcription factor bHLH118-like. The record is from RefSeq and is a predicted model, not a curated record. Gene Ontology annotation, biological process: regulation of transcription by RNA polymerase II. Lineage: Eukaryota; Viridiplantae; Streptophyta; Magnoliopsida; Ranunculales; Papaveraceae. Gene Ontology annotation, cellular component: RNA polymerase II transcription regulator complex. The coding region runs from base 92 to 844 and encodes 250 amino acids. Gene Ontology annotation, molecular function: DNA-binding transcription factor activity, RNA polymerase II-specific; RNA polymerase II transcription regulatory region sequence-specific DNA binding; protein dimerization activity. The transcript has 3 exons.